AGUGCGCAUGCGCGGCAGCAAUAAUGGAGGACAGUCUGUGGUGACCGACGGGACCCAGUUUGUUUUCACUCCGUUUCUCCCGCUCCGAGGAUUUUCUCCGCUUCUCUGCAGCUCAGCGCCGUCCGUGAGCUUCUGGGAACGCCGUCAUGACCUCAGACGCUCUGGGCCCAGCGGCGGAUCUCAGGGUGAGGACCUUCACUCCAUCCAGAGAAGAGUUUGCGGACUUUGUUCGGUAUGUGGCCUUCAUGGAGUCCAGAGGAGCACACAGAGCUGGGAUGGCCAAAAUCAUUCCACCUGAAGGCUGGUCGCCCAGGGAGACGUACGACGGCGUGGGGGAGCUGCUGAUCCCUGCCCCCAUCCAGCAGGUGGUGACGGGUCAGUCGGGCCUCUUCACUCAAUACAACAUCCAGAAGAAACCCAUGACGGUCCAGGAGUUCCAGAAGACCUCCGGCCUGGAGAAGUUCUGUAGGCCCACAUGUGUGGACUCUGAGGAGCUGGAAAGGAGGUUCUGGAAGAACCUGACCUUUAACCCCCCGCUGUAUGGAGCAGAUGUCAGCGGGACGCUGUUUGACCCAGACUUGUCUGAAUGGAACCUGUCCCGUCUGAACACCAUCCUGGAUGCGGUGGAGACGGAGGACGGGCUGAAGAUCAAAGGCGUCACCAGUCCCUGUUUGCACUUCGGGAUGUGGAAGAGCGCCACAGCCUGGCACACGGAGGACAUGGACCUGUACGCCGUCAGCUACCUGCACUACGGACAGCCCAAGUCAUGGUAUGUUGUCCCUCCAGAAUAUGGCAGGAAGCUGGAGCGCCUAGCCAGAGGCUUCUUUCCAGGGAACGCCCAGAGUUGCGAUGCCUUCCUGGGCCACAAGAUGACCUUGAUUUCACCCUCCAUCCUUAGAAAAUACGGCAUCCCAUACGAGAAGGUCACACAGGAAGCCGGCGAGUUCGUGGUGACCUUCCCGUUUGCCUACCAUGCUGGUUUCAACCAUGGCUUCAACUGUGUGGAGUCCACCAACUUUGCCACGCAGCGCUGGAUCGAUUAUGGGAAACGAGCUAAGCUGUGUUCCUGUCGUCAAGAUACAGUGAAGAUCUCCAUGGAUGCGUUUGUGCGCAAGUUUCAGCCUGAGCGUUACGAACUGUGGAAGGCAGGAAAAGACGACGCACCCAUCGACCACCUCAGACCGACUCCAGAAGCGGCUGAGUUCCUGGGGAGAGAAACCAGCACAGACAUCUGCAGAGAGGAAUCGCCUAAGGAGCCAUCGUCUCCUGCCAAACAGGACCGGAGCUCAGAUCCUCAGAGUGAGGGAGAACGUCCGCCUCCAGCCAUUCAGACCUCUGAAGGAGACACGGGUGAUGUGGAGGUCAAGGAGGAGCCUGAGAAGAACGCUCCCUCCCCAGCUCAGCCUGAGCCAGAAGCUCAGCAGGAGAAGCCCAGCAGGGCUCAGCCCAAAGGCUCCUCUAGAGCCGCCAACAAGAAGACCUCCAGCAGACAAAGCGCUGCGAGGAAGGAGAAGAACGGAGGAGCGGCUGCAGAUCCUGGUCCUCCUGAGCCUCUGGAAGGCGAUGGGGAGGGCAGAGUGGAAACCAGUGGUGUUCCAGUGCACAGAGCGUUCCAGAGGACGCUCAGCCCGGCCGACGUCCUGCACGUCCACAGCUACGCUAAAGGAGACUACGGAGAAGAGAACCCGGCGCUGGAGGAAGGCCGGACCACGAGCCACGAGGGUGAACAGGGGGACCAGCUGCCUGUCAGCAGAGAACAGGCGUUGGCCCCCUGUGCAGACCUGGAAGGUAACCUGGAGCCGCCGCCCCAGCCCCACCAUAUGGAGGAGGCCAUCAGAGAUGCUGUGGAGGAGCUUCCUCCAGCGGAACCAGCCGGACCAGAAGGAGAGGACUGGACCAAAGCUGUGGUCCAGCUGUGGCAGAGCAGUCCUCCUGACCUGGACAAAGAGAGGGAGUACAACCAGUACAUGGGCUCCAGACCUCCCUACUGCUCCAUCUGCAUGCUCUUCCAGACCUACCAGCAGAUGGAUCGCUCCAGCAGAGACAGUCCUGUGGUGACGGCUGGAGGCCAGAGGCGGACCAAACCCCUCAUCCCUGAGGCUUGUUUCACCAUCACCACAGAAGAAGACGCAGAGAGCGAAGAACACGCCGCCUCGCCUUAUUUAGAGGAGGAUGGAACCAGCCUCCUCAUCAGCUGCACGCGCUGCAGCGUUUGGGUCCACAGCAGCUGUUACGGCGUGAACCCGGUCUCUGUGAGCCCGCAGUGGAAAUGUGCCCGCUGCAGGGCCAACGCCAUCAACGAGAGCUGCUGUCUGUGUCUGCUAAGGGGCGGAGCCUUGCAUAAAACCACCAAUGACAAGUGGGUCCAUGUUCUGUGUGCCGUGGCGGUGAUGGAGGCCCGCUUUGUCGACGUGACCAGGAGAAGUCCAGUGGACCUCAGUGGGAUCCCUCUGCAGAGAUUCAAACUGAAAUGUUACUACUGUAAGAAGCGGGUGAAGAAGGCCUCAGGCUGCUGUGUCCAGUGUUCCCACGGCCGCUGUCCCACCGCCUACCACCCCACCUGUGCCCAGGCUGCCGGGGUCCUGAUGCAGCCGGACGAUUGGCCCUUUGUGGUCCAUGUGACCUGCUGUCGGCACAAAGGUCCCGCCCAGAUCGAGCGCAACAAGGCAGCCAUGCAUGAGCUCACUGUGGGUCAGAAGGUCAUCUGCAAGCACAAGAACGGCCGAUACUACCAGUGUGAUGUGGUGCAGCUUUCCAAAGAGACCUUCUAUGAAGUCAACUUUGACGACGGCUCCUUCAGUGAUAACCUCUUCCCUGAGGACAUCGUGAAUCGAGACUGCUCCCAGCUUGGCCCCCCGCCGCAGGGAGAAGUGGUUCAGGUGCGAUGGACCGACGGGCUGGUCUAUGGGGCCAAAUUCGUGGCGGCUCAUGUUAUUCAAAUGUACUUGGUGGAGUUUGAGGAUGGCUCUCAGCUAACUGCCAAGAGAGAUGACGUCUACACUCUGGACGAAGAACUUCCUAAGAGAGUCAAAUCCAGAUUGUCCAAAGCCUCAGACAUGAGGUUUGAUGGCAUCUUUGAAGACAAUGAGAUCCUCCAAGAGUCCAAGAGGCAAAGGGUGAUCAACUCACGGUACCGAGGGGACUACAUUGAACCUGUGAUUUACAGAGCCAUCAUGGAGUAGAGCCGCUCUCCUGGUCCAGCCACCUUACUCACCAGCAGUUCUUGUGCACCUUAACCUUGCAGCUAGUCCCAGACAUUGUAGCAGCAGACGGCUUCUUCAGGACUCGCAGGGACAGAUUUUAGUCCCAAUGCUUCUUCUCUGCUGGGCUCUGAUGGUGAAAACAAGCUUGGUUACAUUUUUUAGCAACUCCAAAUGUCAUCAAUCAGGGACCAGAUGACCCAUAGAGCAGAGAACAUAGAGAUGUUCUAUGAAACCAGCCUGGCUGGGUGGUUUCUGGGCGGAUCCUGUCUUUCUGGGACAAUCAGUGAGGCUCAGACCUUUGGAGACGAUGGCAGGCAGCACCUGUGGACCAUCGAGGUUCUGCUGAGGCGCAUCCGGGUGAUACGCCAAACCCUGCUGCUUACAGGUCAUACUGGUUUGAAUAAGAUCAACCGAGGCUUCAUCUUUAGAUGUCCUCUCAGUAGAGCAGCUGUGACCCGACCCAACCAGCUCCUCCUUCAGGGCGGGGGGCGGUACUGCAGCUGCUGUCCCACGUUUUAUUAAAUCAGAGAAAAAAAACGGAUAAAUCUUAUUUAUUGUAAAAGUUUUAUAAAACUUUAUAAACUAGGCGAACCAGUCCAGGUGAACCAGAGCCUGGACUGAAGCGUUCCUGAGCUGCUCCUCUGAAAGCUCUUUCCUCUAAUGAUUUUUAGAAACCAACACUUGCUGUUUUAUAAAAAGUGUUUCAUAAUUCUGAAGGUUGG
Molecule: messenger RNA, 3925 nt
Organism: Cyprinodon tularosa
Lineage: Eukaryota; Metazoa; Chordata; Actinopteri; Cyprinodontiformes; Cyprinodontidae
Gene: kdm4aa
Product: lysine (K)-specific demethylase 4A, genome duplicate a
Exons: 22
Coding region: 147-3182 (1011 amino acids)
Biological process (GO): chromatin remodeling
Cellular component (GO): nucleus
Molecular function (GO): histone H3K36 demethylase activity; histone H3K9 demethylase activity
Source: RefSeq, a predicted model, not a curated record